CAUUGUUCUGGUUCAAAGCAACUAAACCGGUUUCACUGUUACUGUUAAAGUCCAAGCUAGGCCGGCUUCAUUUGAGUGGUGUUUUCUGUGUCUACGUGGAAGCAUUCGAAGUGGUUGAGGAAAAAUAAUGGACAAGUCCGUCCAAGGAAGAUUGAUUUGUGGCAGAUAUUUUGCAUCAACAAAGUGUCAAAUCUGUGAUCUCACUUUUCCUACACAAUACACACAUUGUUGUUAUUGUUUUCGUUCCAAUCGUCGUUGUCUACAUAUUUAUAUUAGAGUCGGUUCGAAUCAGAGACAACAGUUUGUCCAAUGAGUAUACUUAUUGGAUUCUGAUUUUGAAUUCUUUUGGUUUUGUACUUGUUCCUGGACUGAGGGACUCUUCCAGGAAUGAAGGAACCCUAGAGUCGUCCAAGCUAUGAAUUUUUCAUCCAGGUUUCAUUAAUCAGCAAUGGAGGCGGGAAAAUCCAACCAGAAUCCGGGUAAGAAGCCCGGAGGAGCCGCGACGAUGGAUCACGUGCUCCUGGCCUUACGCGAGACGAAGGAGGAGAGAGAGACCAGGAUUCGCAAUCUGUUCGAGUUCUUCGACAAUUCGAAUUCAGGGUACUUAGACGACACCCAGAUCGAGAAAGGUCUGUCUUCGCUUCGGAUUCCUCCAAAGUACAAGUACGCUAGAGAUUUGCGUAAGGCCUGCGACGUGAAUCGAGAUGGUCGCGUUGAUUACGAGGAGUUUCGUCGCUACAUGGACGCUAAGGAGCUUGAGCUCUAUAUUAUUUUCCAGGCCAUUGAUGUCCACCACAAUGGCGACAUUUGCCCAGAUGAGCUAUGGGAGGCUCUUGUUAAGGCUGGCAUUGAAAUUAGUGAUAAGGAACUGGCUUCUUUUAUGGACCAUGUUGAUAAGGACAACAACGGUAUUAUAACUUUCGAAGAGUGGAGGGACUUUCUUUUGCUACACCCUCAUGAAGCCACAAUUGAGAACAUUUAUCAUCACUGGGAAAGAGUAUGCUUAAUAGACAUCGGGGAGCAAGUUGUGAUACCUGAUGGUAUAAGUACACACGCUCAAAGAAGCAAAUUACUUCUUGCGGGAGGACUAGCCGGAGCUGUUUCUAGAACCGCAACCGCGCCUCUAGACCGUCUGAAAGUUGUUUUGCAAGUUCAAAGAACAAAAGCAGGCGUUGUCCCGACCAUCAAGAAAAUAUGGAGAGAAGAUAAGUUGUUGGGUUUCUUCAGAGGUAACGGGUUAAAUGUAACGAAAGUUGCUCCCGAAAGUGCUAUAAAGUUUGCUGCUUAUGAAAUGCUGAAACCAAUAAUCGGAGGAGCGGAUGGUGACAUUGGUACAAGUGGUAGGCUUUUGUCUGGUGGAUUGGCUGGUGCAGUGGCCCAAACCGCUAUUUAUCCUAUGGAUCUGGUGAAGACUCGGUUACAGACUUGUGUGAGUGAGCUUGGGAAGACACCAAAGCUGUGGAAACUCACCAAGGAGAUUUGGAUACAAGAAGGACCUCGAGCGUUUUACAAGGGUCUUUGUCCUUCUCUUCUUGGGAUUGUCCCUUACGCAGGAAUCGACCUUGCUGCUUACGAAACUCUGAAAGACUUGUCGAGAACAUAUAUUCAUCAUGACACCGGUUACGAGCCGGGUCCUCUUAUACAGCUCGGAUGUGGAAUGACGUCUGGAGCUCUUGGAGCAUCGUGUGUUUACCCGUUGCAAGUCGUACGAACAAGAAUGCAAGCUGAUAGCUCAAACAAUACAAUGAGGCAAGAGUUUCUGAAGACGCUAAAAGGCGAAGGUCUAAGAGGGUUUUACAGAGGAAUCUUUCCCAAUCUUUUCAAAGUCAUUCCUUCCGCAAGCAUUUCGUACCUUGUUUACGAAGCUAUGAAGAAAAAUCUGUCCAUUGAUUAGACAGCAAGAACCUAAUGCAAUGUUCACAGAUACACUGUGACAACUCCUUGAUGAUGGCGAAAAAAAAACACUUGAGCUUCUCCGGGUUUUAUGUUGUCGGUGAAGCUCAUUGGACUGUAGAAUUGUAACUUGAGAAUCUGAGAAGAGAAAUAUAUUGGUU
This is a messenger RNA of Eutrema salsugineum, 2054 nucleotides long. Its product is annotated as calcium-binding mitochondrial carrier protein SCaMC-1. The transcript has 4 exons. Gene Ontology annotation, biological process: transmembrane transport. Gene Ontology annotation, molecular function: calcium ion binding; ATP transmembrane transporter activity. The record is from RefSeq and is a predicted model, not a curated record. NCBI's taxonomy places the organism in Eukaryota, Viridiplantae, Streptophyta, Magnoliopsida, Brassicales, Brassicaceae. The coding region runs from base 449 to 1894 and encodes 481 amino acids.